UUCAAGUCAGUUCGUGAAGAAACUUUGUUUCCUAGGUAUGCAAAGAAGCCUUUUCAUCCAGAUGUUCUUAGCCAUAAUAUGGAUCAGUCAGGAGUUCUCCUCUGGGUAAAAGCAGAACCCUUUAUAGUGGGUGCCUUGCAGGUCCCUCCUCCAUCCAAGUUCAGUCUUCAUUAUCUCAGGAAGAUAGCCACCUAUGUGCGAACCCAGGCCACAGAGGGAGCUUACCCACAGCUCUACUUCUACAUUGCAUGUGGGAAGCUGCAGUUGGCUAAGGAUCUAGCAUGGCUUUACUUCAAAAUAUUUGAUAGUCUAUCAGUGAGGACACCUGAGGCACGCCUGGAAUGGUCUGAAGUUCUCUCCAACUGCAUGUCUGAAGAUGAAGUUGAAAAGCAGAGAAAUCGGCUUUCAGUGGACACUCUACAGUUUCUGCUGUUUUUGUAUAUACAACAGUUAAAUAAGGUUUCCUUGAGGACAUCUCUGAUUGGAGAAGAGUGGCCUAGUCCCAAAAGCAGAUCUUAGUCUCCUGACCUGACAGAAAAAUCCAAUUGUCAUAAUAAGAACUGGAAUGAUUAUAGUCACCAAGCUUUUGUCUCUGAUCAUCUGUCAGAUCUCCUUGAACUGCUUUUAGAUCUAGAGCAACUCACUACAUCGUUUCAUUCAACUCAUACUAGUCUAGUCUCUCGAGAAGCAGUUGUGGUGCUCAGCUUUCUUAUUGAAGGCACAAUGAGUACAACCAGGAAGAUCUAUCCACUUCAUGAACUUGCAUUGUGGCAACCCCUGCAUGCAGAGAGUGGCUUCUCAAAGAUCUCCAAGACUUUCUCUUUCUACAAGCUGGAAGCCUGGUUGAGAGCCUGUUUAACUGGGAAUCCAUUUGGUACAUCUGCUUGCCUCAAGUCAGGAAAAAAAUUGGCUUGGGCUCACCAAGUUGAAGGUAUGACCAAAAGAGCUAAAAUUGCUUGUAAUACUCACAUGGCCCCUAGAAUGCAUGUGGUGAUGAGCCAGGUUUACAAGCAGACAUUGGCCAAGAACUCAGAUACUCUUGUGGGGGCACAUGUCAAGAUUCAUUGCUGCAAUGAAUCUUUUAUUUAUCUUUUUUCUCUCUUACGAUCUUUAACAAUUGAGAAGUGCAGGAAUAGCACCUUUGUCUUGGGCCCCGUAGAGACUGCUCUUCACCUCCACAGCUGUGACAACAUUAAAGUCAUUACUGUAUGCCAUCAUUUGUCCAUCUCUUCAAUGACAGAGAUUAAAGGAAGCAGUUCCAGACCUGUGGAGGGUACUGGUGUUGUGGGGGGUUUUGGUGUUGUGGAGGGUGCUGGUGCCCUGGAGGGUGCUGGUGUUGUGGAGGGUGCUGGUGCUGUGGAGGGUGCUGGUGUUGUUGAAGGUGCCAGCAUUGUGGAGGGUGAUGCGGUCACCAUCCUCAUCAGCCUGGUCCUAGUGUUCCUUGCCUACAUCGUGUUCCUGGUGGUUUACAAAGCCUUCACCCAUGACCACAACUGCCCAGAGGGAUUUGUCUUCAAGUUAAGGGACUCCAGUGGGUAG
Molecule: messenger RNA, 1539 nt
Organism: Sciurus carolinensis (gray squirrel)
Lineage: Eukaryota; Metazoa; Chordata; Mammalia; Rodentia; Sciuridae
Product: TBCC domain-containing protein 1-like
Biological process (GO): clathrin coat assembly; G protein-coupled dopamine receptor signaling pathway; maintenance of Golgi location
Cellular component (GO): spindle pole centrosome; membrane
Molecular function (GO): clathrin light chain binding
Source: RefSeq, a predicted model, not a curated record